GCGGGUCCUCUGGGUGGUUACAAUGCCGUGGGAGACCUGUCCGCCGCUCAUUAGCCCGUGCGAACACUCGAGACCAAGUUGAAGUUUGUGAACAGGACAACUGCGCCGCAGACAGCAACAAGAUGCCUGACACAGCAGAAGGGCUCGCAGCAAUCCAGUCCAGUCGCCGAAAUGUCACCAUUGAAAUAUCCAACCAGACGAGCAACUGCUGUCUCAUUGAACCAAACGUUUUCAUGGACAGCGGUGACGUCCACAGCCCCCCAGCGCCCAGUGUCCGCCCCCACAGGGUUGAGCUCUGCAACUUCAAUAAGACCUCAGCCAAAACCUCGGGUGCAGUGGGAGUCCUGACCUAUGACGUGAUGUUUAAGAACUGCCGGGAUAUCACCAAAAGGAUCGCCAUCAUGUUCUCUGUGCCCUAUGACCAAAACCUCUACAAGAACUGGUUCGGUCUGGGGGUCUUCUGCAAGGAAAAGCUGUGUGACAAGAAGCUUUUCGAUGAGAUGUACUACAACAAGGAGCAGUGUGGCUUUGUGCGACAGGAGUGCAACGGUUGCAGUCUCACAUUUACAGGGGAUUAUUUGGUAGUGAAGGCCACCAUGGGCCCGAUGGGGAGAUCCAUUAUGAAGGUGGAGAUCUGGGAGAAGUAACAAAACUGAACAACAAUAUUGUACGGAACCAAGUUUUGGUCCUUGAAUAAAGUCUAAACAAACAAGACAUUUCUUUACUUUAAUUAAAGUCACUAUGAAGCCAAAGUGGCAAAACAA
This is a messenger RNA of Synchiropus splendidus (mandarinfish), 764 nucleotides long. RefSeq names its product DELTA-sagatoxin-Srs1a-like. Gene Ontology annotation, biological process: pore complex assembly; cytolysis in another organism; monoatomic cation transport. The record is from RefSeq and is a predicted model, not a curated record. Gene Ontology annotation, molecular function: channel activity. Bases 123 to 647 code for a protein of 174 amino acids. The transcript is spliced from 3 exons. Gene Ontology annotation, cellular component: pore complex. NCBI's taxonomy places the organism in Eukaryota, Metazoa, Chordata, Actinopteri, Syngnathiformes, Callionymidae.